Molecule: messenger RNA, 7794 nt
Organism: Peromyscus eremicus (cactus mouse)
Lineage: Eukaryota; Metazoa; Chordata; Mammalia; Rodentia; Cricetidae
Gene: Atad5
Product: ATPase family AAA domain containing 5
Exons: 23
Coding region: 334-5850 (1838 amino acids)
Cellular component (GO): nucleus
Molecular function (GO): DNA clamp unloader activity; DNA binding; ATP binding
Source: RefSeq, a predicted model, not a curated record
CCCGAGGCCUGACCGGCGUUCGGUGUGCGGCGCCCACUGCGGCCCGGGGCUCGAACGCUGAGCCUGGAGCGUCUACCUCGGGGGCACCGUGCACUGUUCCGCCGCCCCCGUGGGCCCGCGCUCGCGCUUUCUCGACGUCUCUGUCCAAGCCUGGCUUGACGGCCCUGGGCCCGGCCUCCCACUCGCGUCCGGCCCGUGGGCUCUGGGGGACCCGUGACGGACCCCGCGGUCCCGUAGCUUGCUCCUACUGGAUCGGCCGCCUCUAUGGCCUCCAGCCAGGCUGGGCCGGACCGCUGGAGGUCCUAGGAUCCGGGGCUCUGGGAGGCAGGGAUCAUGGUGGGGGUCCUGACCAUGGCGGCGGCUGCAGCUCCCCCUCCAGUAAAGGACUACGAGAUUGAGCCAUGCAAAAAGCGGAGAAAAGAUGAUGACAGCUCUUCCUGUGAAACCAUCACCAAGUAUUUGUCACCAGUAGCAAAGACUGGAGACAGAGUUUUCUCUCCACCAAAACCCAGUAAGAUUCUUCAUUAUUUUAGAAAGACUUCACCCACAAAUGAGAAGUCGACAAAAGAGUGUAAGAUAAAGCCAUCUCCAUCAUCGCUUUUUGGCAACAGCAAAGACUGUAAAACACCUCUGGUAGUGCUCUCAAAUGUGGAAGUUAAGAAGAAAGGAAAGAGAAUUAAUUUAUCUCAUCAACUGAAUGAUAUAAAAAUUGAGUCAUCGGUGGGAAUUAGUGGUGAUCGUAAGGAGGAAUGCGGUUUAAGUGAUUUUGUGGAAAGCAGCACUGAUGUUUUCCUUUACAAAAAACAUGUAGAGGUUCUUACAGAAAGCCUUCAAGACAGCAGAAACAAGCCAAAUACAAUGACCCCCCCCAAAAAGUCCCGGAAAGUAAAUCCUAAACAAGACACCACAAAAAAUGAUGGCAAAAUGUUGAGAAAAAGGAAGCACAGCAAGCUACUAGAUCUGUCUGAAAGUUUACCCUUGGCAGACGAAAUAAGUCUGCUUAAGAAAGGUGGCAAAGACAGUAAACAGACGAAACCUUUCGUGGCCGAUGAAGACGAGAGGACUGCAAAUCAUGUGGACCCCAGGGCUUGUGCAACCAAAGUAGCUGAUUUAAACAAGAGUACAGUAACGGUCUCUUAUGAGGAAUUUUUAAAAAGUCACAAGGCAGCUCGAGUGGAAGAGAUACCUGACCCUGCAGUGCCAGCUUGUGUUCCUUCUGGACCUGGUGAAGCAGUCAAAAGUGGUUCUGAAGGUGAAUUAGAAAGCUGUGAGUUAUCUCCACACAUACACCUUAAGACAGUUACUGUUCUUGCACAAGUUCACCCCACUCCCCCCAAAAAGAAAGGGAAAAUACCCCCAAUGUUCUUGAAACAGAAACAGCUUGAUCUGGAGAGUAGUCUUUCUGAUCCAGAAAAUGAGCAGACAGUUCAGAAAAGGAAAUCGAAUGUUGUGAUCCAGGAGGGCCAGUUAGAACUGGCUGUGCUGGAAGCCGGGAGCUCUGAGGCUUCAGUACCAAAGUGCAGCGUGGAAGAGAGACAGCAGUUCAUGAGAGCAUUCAGGCAGCCGCCGUCAGAGAUGCUCAAAACUGGACUCAAGAAACCUUUGGAGAAGCAGAAAGACCCAAGUGAAAAAUCUGUAAAUGAAGACAGUGAUAACAGUUCUGAAAAAAUCAUAGAAAAUCCUAAUAUCCAAAUAGUUUCAAAUCAUGGUAGUUCACAGACACACACUGAUAAAGCAAGCUUUCCUAAGGAGAAAAGUAAAAAGUCAAAGAAAAAGGAUAGGAAGACGAUAGGCACUAGGACCACUCCAGGUGGAAACAGAGAAGAAACCAUGCAAAAGGAAAAAACAUCCUUUUCCCCAAAAAAUAAACCAAAACAAAAUAGCCUUCGAAGGAGUUUAAGACAGAAGUCAGAAGUUUCCAAAAGCAAAUCAUUACUUAACAGUGAAAGUCUUGUUUGUGAGGAUACAGCACACAACUCUCUAGAAAUGUCUCCAUGUGACAGAAAUAAAUCAAGAAAACACAGCACACCAAUCAGAGAUAUGGUCACACAUUCCAAAGCUGAGCCUGAAAACAGGCUGCAGAACAUUUCCACACCCAAGCCAACCAGGAGAUCUCUAAGAGGUAGCAACACGCCUGCCACAGUCACCCUUAGAGGUACUGAGUCUGAGGAUGCCCAGGACACUACUAGUCCAGUGAAGCCUUCCACUCCAAAAGCAGCCAGCAUAUCAGAAAAACACAGCCUGUACACAGCAGAAUUAAUAACAGUACCCUCUGAUUCGGAGAGCCCUAUUAGAAUGAAAUUCACUAGAAUUAGUACUCCCAAAAAAUCUAAGAAAAAAUCCAAGAAAAUGUCUAAGAAAUCUGAAACAACUGAGGGAGAUCUCACUUCUCAGAAGAGAAAGGCAAACAGUACUUCAAAAAAUGUAUCAAAAGCUAAACAACUGAUUGAGAAAGCAAAAGCUUUCCGAGUCAGUGGAUCAAAGGCUGAGGAAACAGUGGUGCCCUUGAGGCGUUCCUCUAGGCACCAGACACUUCCUGAAAGGGAGAAGUCACCAGAGACAGAUGAUUCUGUAAUACUAAUAGAUUCAAGUCCAACUUCUGUAAAGCAACCAGAGAAAAAUCAGAAGAAACUUAAGAAUUUGAAUGAUGUACUAGGAAAAAAACUUAACAAGCCUUCUAAAAAUGUCCCUGGAAAAAUGAAAAUUGCUCCUUUAUUUCUUGCCAAAAAGACUAAGAGAACAGCCAUUCCUGUCCUUGAUUUGGAUGAAAGCAGUCAAGAUUCAUCAGAACAAACUCAGGAUUGUGAUGUACAAUUUAGAGCAAAGCGUGAUUUUCUACGGAGUGGUUUGCCAGAUUUACUGAAACGACAGAUUGCAAAGAAAGCUGCUGCACUCGAUGUUUACAAUGCAAUGAGUACCAGUUUCCAGAGGGUUGUUCAUGUCCAACAGAAGGAUGAUGAGUAUUGGUUAUGGCAUUUGAAGCCACCGUCUUGCCCUCUGUUAACUGAAUUUAAAGAAUUGAAUACUAAAGUAACAGAUCUCUCAAAAUGUGUUGUUGCUCUUGGUGAAUUUUCAACAUUGAAUUCAAAUCUAAGAAGUAAUUCUGCUGUUGUGUUGAUGAGGACAAGGAAGGAUUUUACUAAAGAAGUAAGAAAUCUUUUGCUGGAGGAAAUAACACAGUCAAAUCCUGAAUUUUCUUUAGGAAAAUAUUUUCCCUUGCUUCUAAAAAAACAAAUUGAGCACCAGGUACUUUCUGAGGGUCAUGAUAAACAAGCAAGUCCACAACUACAGCCUCGUGUCAGUCAAAAAGAAACCAAACGGAAAUGUGUGGAAACAGGAAAUCACAAGUCAAAAAGAAAGAAACCAAAUGAAUAUUCAGUGAGCCCAGAAGAGAUAAAGGAGAAGUCAGAAGAUCUUGAGAAAAGAAUCAACUCUUCUGGGAUAAAUCUACAUUCUGCCAAAGAUUCUGGAACUGAAGACAUGCUUUGGACAGAAAAGUACCAGCCUCAGAAUUCAAAUGAACUCAUAGGCAAUGAGUUAGCUAUCAAAAAGUUAUAUAGUUGGUUGAAGGACUGGAAAAGAAGAGCUGAACUGGAAGAAAGACAGAAUUCGAAGGCAAAAAGAGAUGAAAAACAGGAAGAUUUGUCGGAUAGCAUGGACUUUAAAGGCAGUUCAGAUGAUGAAGAGUGUCAUCUUUGCAACACUGUUCUUAUAACAGGGCCAACGGGAGUGGGAAAAACUGCUGCCGUGUAUGCUUGUGCCCAGGAGCUCGGAUUUAAGAUAUUUGAAGUGAAUGCCUCUUCUCAGAGGAGUGGUAGACAAAUCCUGUCUCAGCUGAAGGAAGCUACCCAGUCCCAUCAAGUAGAUAAACAAGGUGUAAACUCCCAAAAACCCUGCUUCUUUAAUAACUACAACAUUGGCAAGUCACCAAAAAAGUUAAACUCCCCUGGGAAAGUUGUUAUAUCACCAAGAAAGCUUCCUCCAUCAUCACCAAAAGGAAGUGGGCAGAAGCGAGCGCUUCCCCCUAAAACUUUGGCAAAUUAUUUUAAAGUAUCCUCCAAAUCCAAAAAUAAUGAAGAAGUAGGAGCACUCAUGGGAAAUAAUAAAGGAAUCAAAAAUUCUUCUUUGGAACAGAGGCAAAUUAUUCAGACUAAAUCAACAAAUGCAAAUAAUUCAAAUGUUAAAGAAAUAGGAGCUGAAGAAUCCAAUAGAAAGAAUGCAACAUCUCUCAUUCUCUUUGAGGAGGUUGACGUGAUUUUUGAUGAAGAUACUGGGUUUUUGAAUGCAGUCAAAACAUUCAUGGCAACAACUAAACGACCAGUAGUUCUUACUACAAGUGAUCCCACAUUUAGUUUAGUGUUUGAUGGCUGCUUUGAAGAAAUAAAUUUCAAUAUUCCUUCCCUGCUAAACGUUGCCAGCUAUCUCCAAGUAAUCUGUUUAGUUGAGAAUUUCAGAACUGACUUAAAAGACUUUGUAACCUUGUUGACUGCAAAUGCUUGUGACAUCAGAAAAAGUAUCCUGUACUUACAGUUUUGGAUCAGAAGUGGAGGUGGAAUUUUAGAAGAAAGGCCAUUGUCACAUUGUCGAGGAAAUAGCAGAAGUGUACAGGUUUGCUCUGAUGAUGGCACCGAUGCAAAAAUUAACUCUAAAAACAGCAGAAGGAACCGUGUAGCCCUCCCCAAAUGCGACACCGGCUGUGCAGAGUCUUUGUUUGGACUCAAGAACAUUGCCUCCCCAUCCCAAGACUUAUUUUCAUUUUUAAAGCACAGGGUCACAACAAAGGAAGAAUGGCAUAAAUUCAUCCAGCUCCUGACAGAAUUCCACAUGCAAAACAUCGAUCUGUUGUAUAGUAAUCUUGAGUUCAUUUUGCCAUUGCCAGUUACUGUCAUCCCAGAAGUAAAAGAUGCUUAUGGCUCCCCAGUGACUACAGAGGCCAGUGCACCAGGAAGCAUGGAGCAUCUUCCCAGGAAGCAGUCAGAAGACCAGCCAUUAAAAAAAUCACAGAAAAAGAAACAGAGAAAGAUGGUGACCCUGGAUGACAGUGACUUAUUUGACACUGGACUGGACUUUUCUGAUGACCUGACUGGCUUAUCUCCUGUGCCUUCCUCGGCUUUAGAAGACCUCACAAGCAGAGACAGAGAAGGCAACCCAGAGACACAGACACAAACCAAAAGUUUCACGUCUGACUCGGUGCCUCAACCUCCUAAGACACCAGCAGAGAAGAAGUAUUCUGUGCUCGUUUCCUACUGUUUAAAUUCUCUCACUGAGUUCAUGGAAAACAUGUCCUUCUUAGAUGCCCUUUUACCAGACCCAGGGGAACAGAAUGAAUUGAGUAAAAAUCCUUUUCACUGGACAAGCGGGAAGGUUAAAAGCGGACUUUGUGAUGAGUUUAGUAUUGAGAGUAGAGACAGGUGCGUUCCUCAGAGCUCUGAAGAAUUAAAAGCAACUGCAGAAGCUCUCAGCUUUACUAAAUGUUCUUCUACCAUUUCAAAAGCAUUGGAGUCCUUGAAUCCAUGCAAGCACUUAGGGAGAGACCCCGUCAAUGGGCUCACUUUCUGUGUUUCACAAAGGUCCAGCGAUGUAUGCUUCCGCCAGUCGGCAGCUAAUCUAGACAAUGCUGACAAGAGGAUGGCAGUCAUUAAAAGUGUGUUUUCUAGUCGGUCUUUUCUGAACGUGGGUAAUAAGCAAGCGAGUAUCCUUGACUACCUGCCAACUCUUCGGAGCAUUUGUCGGACAGAGAAGCUGAAAGAACAAGGGAAAAAUAAAAGAAGGUUUCUGCACUAUUUUGAAGGAAUUCAUCUUGAUAUUCCUGAAGAGGCUGUGACAGCUUUGGCUGCUGACUUCCCUUGAUGUCCCUGUCUUCAGUGCCCGGGACAGAUGACGGUGGUCCUUAAGACACACUAGAUUAUGUUGACUUGAAAGAAGAGCUUAUUUCUCUUAAUAUAAAUUUUAAAAGACUGUAUUUUUGUGGUUCAGGUAUUUAAAAUGAAAAAUUUGGGUUACAAACUGUAUAUAUGAUUGUGGCAUAUUUUUUCCUGAAUGUUUUGUAUUAUCUAUUUUUGCUUUGUUGGUAUGCUUUCUGUAUGUGUAGAAGGUAGUGUUCACGAAGAGAUUUCUAAAGCUGUUUCAGUGCUGAGGUCAUCGGUAAUUUUCCCUUUCCUUGGACCCUCCCUUUGCUCUCCAGUAUCAGAGCAUGCCACCAAAGCUGCACGGCACAAAACAGUUCCUCCGUGUGGAAUCAUCUUUAAUGUACUAGGAAGGAAAGUGCACCAGCUUUGGAAAGCCUUUCUACCUUGUGCCCUCACCCAGCAUGCUUUACCAUUCCAUCAUUGAGCCAUCCAUGUUGGCGAAGUAAAGCAUCCUGAAGUCUGGUUCCCAUAAACCUUUCUUAGCACCCUGUGUAGGUGAAGUCUUGUGCAUUUUGCCAACUCAAUUAUUUGUACAUUUUCUGGUACCUUUAUAUCAUGUUUUCUUCAUAAAUGUAAUGACAUUAAUUUAUCUAUUUUGGACAAGUUGUUGAUGGUUGAAGAAAUAAUGAAGGAUUCUAACAUGGGGUUUCUACCUAACAGCUAUUUCCACUUAAGUUUGGUUUGGGGUUUUGUGGUGCUGAGAAUUGAGGUCUUUUGUGUUAUGGGCACAUGUCCUAUGUCCUAUGUCUUAUGUCUUAGUAAACACGCAGUCUGGUUUUUGUAAUUAUUUGCGGUGCUACAGAUCAAACCCAAGGCCUUGUGCAUUCUAGGGACAUGCUUAAUCACUGAGCUAGAACCCCCAACAUUGUCUUUGAGACAGGGUCUGGUUAUAAUGCUUAGGCUGCCUGUAAACUCCUUCCAGACUUAUGUGAUCCUCCUGUCUCAGCUUCUCAAGUACUUGGGACUACAGGCAUAUGCUGCCACACCCAGGAAGGUCAUGGGUUUGUUUGUUUGUUUGUUUUUAUAAGUACCUAUUUUUACUUUAGUAGCAAGAUUUUAAAAUGUCACAUUUUACUUAAUGUUAUUUUCAGUCAGAUAAUCAAGUAUGUUUAAAAUUGCUUCAUAUUACAUAUAUUUGUAUAAUAACAUAAUAUUCAGGUACAUUUUCUGAUGAAUUGUAUUUUUAACUCAAAAGUUAAGGAUCCUAGUUUUGUACUUUUUUAAAGUAUAGGUGCAUACUUGUUUACAAUGUGUGUGAAGAUGUUUUUACCUCUUAUUCAACCUACUUUUUCUUGUAUUAAUUAGCAAAUUGAUCUAAUUAAAAUUUGAAGCUGAAGGCUAUAAGUGGUAUUUAAAUAGUUAUGAUCAUCUUAAUGUACAUGUAUAUUGAAUACAUUCAGAUAAGUGCUACAACUUAGAGAUUUCUUUGCUGGACAAAAGAAAAGAUGGUCAAAGCUUUUUAAAGAUUUGUUGUUUAUGUGUAUUAAUGUUCUGCCUGCAUGUAUGCAUGUGCAUCACAUGCUUGCAGUGCUGGAGGAGGCCAGAGGAGGCCGUUGGAUGCCCCGAAACUGGAGUUAAGGACAGUGGUUGUGAGCUGCCUACAGUGUGGGAGCUGGAACUGUACCCUGGACCCCUGCAGGGGCAGCGAGUGCUUCGAACUGCUGAGCCCUCUCUCCUGGUCAUCUCUCCAGGUCCCGAACCUUCUGAGUGUCCCUGUCUGUGUUUCCCUACAAUGUCUCCUGGAGGUGCUUAGCUGCUGGUCAGGUGCUUUAUUAUUAGGGACUCUGACCAUCUCAACAAUUGAUGAACCAAUAUAAAAGAAUUAGGAAACUGUUCAAGUUAUCCAAGCUCCCUCCUUAACAAGGACUUGGCUGAGUAGGGUUUC